Messenger RNA from Gadus chalcogrammus (walleye pollock), 1554 nucleotides. It is a transcript of the gene uncx, whose product is annotated as UNC homeobox. Gene Ontology annotation, biological process: regulation of DNA-templated transcription. Lineage: Eukaryota; Metazoa; Chordata; Actinopteri; Gadiformes; Gadidae. The transcript is spliced from 3 exons. The coding region runs from base 1 to 1554 and encodes 517 amino acids. Gene Ontology annotation, molecular function: DNA-binding transcription factor activity, RNA polymerase II-specific; sequence-specific double-stranded DNA binding. The record is from RefSeq and is a predicted model, not a curated record.
AUGAUGGACAGCAGGAUACUGGAGCCUCCUCAUGCCCAGUUCGGAGGCUCGCUCGGCGGGAUGGUGGGCUUCCCGUACCAUCUGAGCCACCAUCAUGUGUACGAAUUAGCCGGUCAUCAACUCCAAUCUGCGACCGCGGUUCCCUUUUCCAUAGACGGAUUACUUAACGGGUCCUGCACGGCGUCUGUUGUUAAUUCCAACUCGCUCUUGUCUGCGGGCUGCGGUAUGAACGGAGAUAACCAGUAUAAACUGACAGACUCGGGAGAUCCAGACAAAGAUAGCCCCGGUUGCAAGAGACGGAGAACACGCACUAAUUUCACUGGUUGGCAGCUGGAGGAAUUAGAGAAGGCUUUUAAUGAGAGCCAUUACCCGGACGUGUUCAUGAGGGAGGCUCUGGCUCUCCGCUUGGACUUGAUAGAGUCCAGAGUACAGGUAUGGUUUCAGAAUCGCAGGGCCAAAUGGAGGAAAAAAGAGAACACAAAGAAAGGUCCCGGGCGACCAGCGCACAACUCGCACCCCACCACCUGCAGCGGGGAGCCCAUGGACGCGGACGAGAUCGCCCGGAGAGAGCUGGACCGGCUGGAGAAGAAGAAAAGAAAGCAGGAGCGCAGGCUGCUGAAGGCGCAGAAUAAGCUCCUCCACGGGGACCUAUUUCACACGCCCGGCUCGGACAGUGACAGCGGAGUGUCCCACGUCACGGACAGCGAGCACACGGGCACCCUUUUUAACCCUUCUGCGGGCAGGAACCAAACGCCAACGAGCUGUGACCAAACGACCCAUCCUCACACCCAUAACACCACAACCACCAUCACAACCACCACGCACAACCAAAGACAGUCGCACCACCACGACGCUGGCGGCUCCGAGCUGGACUCGUCGGACAGCAGCCAGCAGUCGAGCUUGUGUGCCAACAGCAGGGCCUCCAGCCUGCAGAAACUCAACCCCUUUAGCGUCGAGAGCCUCCUGUCCGACUCCAGACCCUGCAGGCGCAAAUCAAACGUGGACGGAUUCUCUGCCUUACCCCCGUCGCGGCCUUUGAUAGGAAAGGGACACUUCCUACUGUACCCCAUCACCCAGCCGCUGGGAUUCAUCGUUCCGCAGACUUCGUUGAAAGCAACCCCCACAACAAUGACAACAACAACAACAACAAAAACUGACGUCAUGGACGAUGCUGAGCGUGAUCGAGGAAAUCCGGCCAACUCGGGAUGUAAGAACCGCGCCAUGGACUAUAAUUGCGACUCGACACAGGACGAUGACGCGUUGUCGAUCAGGAGACAGGGGGUGGCUCUGCCGGACAGAAUGAAGACGAGUUCCCCACAGAGCAGUCCGUCCCGGGCCACUUUUCUCAGUGGCAAAAGUAGUCAGUCAGUCAGCAGUGGUAGUAAUAGUAAUAGUAGUGACACGUGUUUCCCCAACGACGUGCGAGAGUCCAGGCCCCUAGACCCCAGCUCCUUACAGGCAGACACAAAAGAGCACCUCCAAGAUAAAGACUAUUGUGACCAUUCAGAGUCAGUUAUAACUUAUAGUCCAAAAGAAACAAAGAGAGACUCCUGA